Messenger RNA from Doryrhamphus excisus (bluestripe pipefish), 2747 nucleotides. Lineage: Eukaryota; Metazoa; Chordata; Actinopteri; Syngnathiformes; Syngnathidae. The record is from RefSeq and is a predicted model, not a curated record.
AGGAAGUGCCACUAUGUAUUACGAAAAGAGGACAGUAACGGAGCAUCCUGACGUCUUCUCGACACAUCUUGGUCAUUCUUUUUGAUAUUCUUUUACGUGUGAUCCCGAUGGCCGACACCGUCCUCAGCAUCAGGACCAGCACAGGAGGGCCGGAGAGGCAGGAACGAGCUGGACUCGAACAACACACCUAGCAGUCCCCACAUCCGACCACGUUGCCUUCACUGACCUUUGGCCUGACUCAAACGCGCCAGUCAAAGUUCACAUCUCCUCAUCAAGCUAAUGUAUUAAAAUGUCCGCUGCCAGACCCCACCACAACGUACCACGGGGGCAGCGAGCCUUGUGAUGAGAGGUUGACCACACCGCAGCCGUAGACGUGCACCAAUAAGACUUUGUUGAUUGAACGAGGCGUGAAAUGAAGAUUGCCAAGUUGGCGAGGAGCAACACAACUUGCCUCGGUGGACUGUGACCAGGAGGACAUCUUCUGUGGACGUGAACAAGACAAACACAAGAUGUCUCAGCUCCAUGCAGGCCUCAGCUCUGAGACCACAGAGAAGGCUCGCUUGGAACUGAACGAGAACCCGGACACGCUGCACCAGGACAUCCAGCAGGUACGGGACAUGAUCGUGACUCGGCCUGACAUCGGCUUCCUGCGAACGGACGACGACUUCAUCCUGCGCUUUCUGAGAGCCAGGAAGUUUGACCAGGUGGAGACGUUCCGGCUGCUGGCACAGUAUUUCCAGUUCCGACAGCAGAACCUCGACAUGUUCCAGAGUUUCAAGGUGGACGACCCGGGCAUCAAGCGAGCGUUGAUGGACGGAUUCCCGGGCGUGCUGGAGACUCCGGACCAACAUGGCCGAAAGAUUCUCAUCCUGUUUGCUUCCAACUGGGACCAGAGCAGGAACUCUUUCACGGACAUCCUGCGAGCCAUCCUUCUCUCCUUGGAGGUCCUGAUUGAGAAGCCAGAGCUUCAGAUCAACGGCUUCAUCCUCAUCAUUGACUGGAGCAAUUUCUCCUUUAAGCAAGCCUCCAAGCUUACGCCCAACAUCCUCAAACUAGCCAUCGAGGGCUUGCAGGACAGCUUUCCUGCACGCUUCGGAGGAAUCCAUUUUGUCAACCAGCCGUGGUACAUCCACGCCAUGUACACCAUCAUCAAGCCCUUCCUCAAAGACAAGACCAGGAAGCGGAUCUUUCUCCACGGCAACAACCUCAACUCCCUCCACCAGCUCAUCCAGCCUGAGUGCUUGCCGUCCGAGUUCGGUGGGACGCUGCCGCCCUACGACAUGGGCAUCUGGGCCCGGACGCUGCUGGGACCGGACUACAUGGAUGAGACCGAGUACACGCUGACAUACGACGCACUGCACGUCAGGGAGAACUGUGGAGGAGGCGGGGACAAGGAGGCCAUGAAGAGGUCUCAGUCGGUGAUCAAUCCCGCAACUCUGCGACAGACGGACCGAGAGACCAGCACUCCACUUCUGGCCCUGGACUGAACACACACACACACACACACACAUGCACAAUUGCUGUGUCAUCCCGUACACCUGAACUUUUGGACUUCCUGUCUCUGAGCCCACUGCACGACAGCAGUUAGCACUCUUGAUUGUUUAUUUGUGCGUCCACACACACACACACACACACACACACACACACACACACACACACACACACACACACACACCGAGUUAGCUUCCGAGGAGGAAUGUAAACGCUACUUUAUGAUUAUCAUGACUUUUAAAUUGUGUCUGCGAGAAGGACCGGAAUGUUUUUUUGUUUUGCUAAAAGGGUCACCACAUUGUGAGUUGCCACGCAGCGUGAAUCGUUGCAUCAACAAGAAUCAUUAUUAGACGUUAAUCAUGUUUGGAGGAAUCAGAAACUACAUGACAAGACUGGUAUUGUUGUUAGAAUGUUAGAAUGCCUGGUUUUGCAAACAAGCAUCCAAAACCAAAAACACCGUAAAACAAAUGCAACAAUCACAUCAGACUUGGCUACCAUCCGGUAGGCCUGGCUAACUUCCGUUUUGGUUCUUCAACUUGCAGCGUUUCCCUCAUGGAAGUGUUUUUGGAUCAGUGUUUGUCCAGUCUGCCCAUUAUUGGGAUUAAUGCCAGGUUGAAGAUUUAUGCUGCCACCUAGAGGACAGAAAAAAGAUUGCAGUGUUAAUGUGAAGCGCCAUGCAAUCAAACAUAUUUCUUGUUGAUGAAAUCUGUCUACCCGAUUGUUGCUUCUUUACUGCCAAGAUAUGAAAGUACACACUUUUAAGUAUCAAACGGCUUUUAGAAUGCCGGAAAUGUCACUUUGGUAGAAUACUGUUACUUUUUUCUUGGAUCCAACACCAUCAAAGCCACAGUGCUGCUGCCACUUGCAUGACAAUUAGGAAAGUUCUACCAGAGUGCCACAUUUCAUGAAUAUGUAUUGUGCUGAAAAUGCCAAAACAUCACAAAAGAGAAAGAUUGUUUUUAUUGAAUUUAAGCUACUUAAAAAAAAAGAUUGUAUAGUUCAUGUAUUAGCGCACUGCAAGAAAAGGUGCAUUUAAAUGCUGUUUGUUCUCAUUUUCUUUGCAGUGCGACUCCACAUCAGGGCUACACACAUCUCUAAUGUAUUUACUGCAGAAUGUAAAGUAAACAUUUACACCUCCACCUGUGUCUUUCAUUUGGAGGAGAGAAGGGGGGGGGGUAUGAGCAAACAGUGGAAUAUCUAAUAAUAAAUUUUAUUUUUAGAAUACGCAGAGGGAGAAUAAAACAAGUCCUGCACUC